This is a messenger RNA of Pyricularia grisea, 1272 nucleotides long. RefSeq lists its product as uncharacterized. The coding region runs from base 1 to 1272 and encodes 423 amino acids. NCBI's taxonomy places the organism in Eukaryota, Fungi, Ascomycota, Sordariomycetes, Magnaporthales, Pyriculariaceae. Gene Ontology annotation, biological process: fatty acid biosynthetic process; secondary metabolite biosynthetic process. The record is from RefSeq and is a predicted model, not a curated record. Gene Ontology annotation, molecular function: fatty acid synthase activity. The transcript is spliced from 3 exons.
AUGGUUAAAAUUGCUGCCGAGUUCCGUUACCAAUUUUCCGCCAAGGCCGGUAACGCCGCCACGCGAACCCCCGAAACCCAGCCCCGGAUUGGAUUUGGAGCGCAGUGGGCUGGAAUGGGCGUCGAGAUGUUAAAAUCUCACCCCGUAUUUAGGGAUUCGGUCCGAAGAUCUGUUAUAUAUUUGAAAUUAUUUGGUUGCGAUUGGGAUUCUGUUAAAGAGCUUUUAAGGCCCAAGGGGGAGUCGCGACUCAAGUCACCCAUAAUUAAUCAGCCGAUUUGCACCGUUUUUCAAAUCGCUUUGGUUAACGAACUGCGCUCCUGGGGUGUAAUUCCUAAAAGGGUUGUUAACCACUCAAGUGGUGAGAUUGGAACGGCUUACAGCGUUAGUAUAUUUACAUACGAGGAUGCUGUCGAGGUUAUAUACCUUCGAGGAAAGUGUUUAGCCGGCCUCGCCGAUUUAAAGGGUGGUAUAAUCGCUGUUGGAUGCUCGCACAAACAGGCCAGCUCGAUCUUGGAAAAACAUCACGGGGAUUUCGGCGGAAUGGUGAUUAUAACAUGUGUUAAUUUUCCAAAUAGUAUCACGCUCUUUGGGGAUUAUAACGCUUUCGAAAAGCUUCGUGGCAUCCUGGAAGGGGAAAAUAUAUUUGCACGUAUGCUACUAAUCGACGUUGCGUAUUACUCCAGCCAUAUGCAGCGCGUAAUUGGGGAAUAUGGUGCUUUAAUGGCUGACAUUAAACCGAUACCGGCCUCCGCUGAGGAUCCCGACCGGACCAUUAUAUUCUUUAGCGUCACUGCCUCUAAAGUGGCCCCAAAAUUUAUGGGAAAUUACUACUGGGUUCGAAACCUCGUCUUUCCCGUCCUUUUUAAAGGUGCGGUUAAAGAAAUGGUUUCUGGAAACGAACCUGGAGCAAACGCCGCCCCUGCCACCAGCAAGUCUCUAAACCUUUUAAUAGAAAUCGGCCCUUAUAAUGCGCUAGGAGGACCCAUCGAACAAAUUCUUUCCCACUACAACUUUAAUGGCAUUAACUACAAAUCGGCAUUUAAUCGCCUACAGAAUGCUAUAAACACAAUUUUGGAUUUCGGCGCGGCCCUGUUUGCCGAAGGUGUAAACGGCGACUUUCAUUGCCAGCUGCUUACAAACCUGCCCCCUUACCCCUGGAAUCACUUUAAAAUUUUCCGUUGCGAUUCUCGUAUUGCAAAAAAGCUUUUAGCCCCGUCUUUUAAUACCAGAAAUCUCCUUGGCAGCCCGGUGCCCAUAAUGGACGAAAUUUAA